Pteropus alecto (black flying fox) is the source of this 1644-nucleotide messenger RNA. It is a transcript of the gene SPATA1, whose product is annotated as spermatogenesis associated 1. NCBI's taxonomy places the organism in Eukaryota, Metazoa, Chordata, Mammalia, Chiroptera, Pteropodidae. The record is from RefSeq and is a predicted model, not a curated record.
CAGAAGUAUGUUAUAAUAUAAUUUACUUUACUUAGUUGCAUAGGAUGUAUGUUCAUUUCAUUGCUUCUACCAUCCCUAUUUACUAAUAUGUCUAUUUAAAUUAUUAUAAAAAGAUUGUAUACUAAGUUGUAAUUUUGAGUCUUUUAAAGGCUUUUAUGUUUUUUUCAUCUUUUGAAUGAAUCAGAGACCAAAAAUGAGUGGAAUUCUCUCUUAAACAAGUCAAAAAUCUGUCAUAACCUUUAUACUACUUAAAUGAAGAUAGAUUAAAAAAAGAACCCAUAAAAUUCCAACUGAUAAUUACCCUAUUCAGAGACAUUGGUGAAUAUGUCCCUCAAUUCAAGUCAACCUUCCUCAUCAAAGUUGGUGGAACUUCAUGUUUUUUAUGUCCCUGAAGGAUCGUGGAACUAUAAGUUAAAUACCAUUUCAAUAGACAUUGUUAACAAAUUCAUUUCAGCUGGAUUUAUAAGAGUAUCUCCUCACCUUACUUUGCAAGCCCUGAGGGAGCAUCUUGGUGAGUUCCUUGGUGAAGAUGCUGUUGCAGAAAAAUUUUUAUAUCUGAAAUGCAUUGGAAAUAAUUUAGCUGUGGUGAAGGCAAAGCAAGAAUCGGAACUGAAACUCAAAUCCUUUGCUCCUCCAUAUGCUCCUCAACCAGAAUUAUAUUUGCUUCCUAUAAUGGAUCAUUUAGGAAAUUUUUAUUCAGCGUCAACAUUUUCUUUAGAUGAGCGGCAAACUAAAAAUGGUGUUGCUGAGGCUGAUGGAAUAAUCCACAGACCAGUUAGUGUCACUUUGUCAAAGGAAGAACCUGGAACAGAUCCCAGUUUUUUAGAAAACACUUUGAAAGAGCUUCUUAACAAGAAUCAGGAAGCUGGGAGAAAAGAUACUCCAAAAGGAAACCAAGCUGGAAAAUAUCAAUUCAGAAAUUCUAAAUUGCUAGGAACAUUGGAAGGUUCAAAUAAUGAUUAUUUAAGCAACAAAAAAAGUCAGUUUCUUUGGAAUAAUGAAGAUGAUAGAAUUAAUAUCAGUAGAAGAGAUUGUGGUCAGAUAGGUAAAAAAAAGUGUAUCACCCUACCAGAUCAUAUUGAUUUUCUUCCACUUCCUUGUCAGCCUGUUUUUUCUCCAGGAAUAACUGAAAUUUCUUUAUUACAGAUGGAGAGAGAGAAGAUUAUAGAACAAAUGAAACAAGUAAAGGAAGAAAGAAGACAUUUGGAAAGAAUUAGAGAAGAGCUAAUAAGAAAAGUGGAAAAGCUGUAUGAAGAAAGCAAAUUGAAGCGAUGUCAUGCCUGUGAUGAUUGGAAGAAAAAGCAUUUUGAAACAAAGAAAGUCACAGCAUCACUGGAGGAGGUUUUAACAAAACUUCGAGAAGAUUUGGAACUUUAUUAUAAAAAAUUGCUCAUGCAGCUUGAAGCCAGGGAGAUCAAAAUGAGACCAAAGAAUCUGGCAAAUAUAACAGACUCUAAGAAUUACCUUAUAAUUCAGAUCACUGAAGUACAGCAUGCAAUUGACCAACUUAAGAGAAAAUUGGAUACUGACAAAAUGAAUCUCAUCAUAGAAGUUAAGAUGAGAAAACAAGCAAUAUCCAAUGUACGCACAUUGAAAGCUGAACUGGCACAGAAAAAAUUAAUACAUCUUUACAGCCUCAAGUAG